AUGAUGCGAGGUCUAUCAGGCGCUUUUCCUGCUUGCACGGCUAGAGCUCGCUGCACCAAGCCUUGUAUGGGUGCUGUGAUGCCAGUCUGCUGCGCAUCUACGCAGCAUAUUGGCCUGCGCAGCUAUCAGGACUACGGCGAGCGCAGCUCAUACAACCAGGGAGGCAGAAGCACUUACCAGGGUGGUUUCGGUGGUGACAGCUUCGAUGGACGGGAUGGUGGCUUCCGUCGGCAGAGAAGUGGAUUUGACAGAUCUAGCCAAAAUAAUGCUGGGCAGACCCUGCAGACCCAGCAAUUCAACCUCGAGUCGAUGCAGCCAAUUCAAAAGAGCUUCUACUCGGAGCACCCCGAAGUUGCGGCUCUGGGCCAAGAUGAGGUCAAAGCUUUGAUGCAGAAGCUAGACGCCAGCGUCGAAGGCAAGGAGCCGCAUCCCAAGCCCUUGCAAUCCUUCAGCCACAUCGGUCUUCCCGACGACCUGCUGAAGCUAGUCAUGGCGGCAGGCUUCCCUGGGCCGUCGCCGAUUCAGAGCAUAGGAUGGCCCGCAGCUCUCUCGGGCCGUGACAUGGUGGCCGUCGCCCAGACCGGCAGCGGCAAGACGCUCGGCUUCCUGCUGCCCGCCCUGGUUCACAUGGCCGCGCAGCCCCCGGUUCAGCCAGGCGAGGGCCCGAUCGCACUCGUGCUGGCCCCGACCAGGGAGCUGGCAGUGCAGAUACAGCUGGAAGCGACGAAGUUCACGAGGGGCACGGCGGUGCGCUGCGUCGCCUGCUACGGCGGCGCCAGCCGCCACAGCCAGGUGUCGCAGCUCCGCGGCGGCGUCGAGAUCAUCGUCGCGACGCCCGGGCGCCUCCUGGACCUCGUGGAGUCGCGCGAGACCUGUCUGCGGCGCGUGUCCUACCUGGUCCUGGACGAGGCCGACCGGAUGCUGGACAUGGGCUUCGAGCCACAGACUACCAGCCUUCAACGUAUCCCUAUCCCCAAGAUUGACACGCCAAGAGGCGGUGACGAUCUUAGGGAUGCGCCCUCAAAAAAGAAGGGAAUCCCUAAGGUCGGCAUCGUGAUGAGGAGAUGCCCGGCAUAG
Prorocentrum cordatum is the source of this 1077-nucleotide messenger RNA. The record is from the annotation of a GenBank genome assembly. NCBI's taxonomy places the organism in Eukaryota, Dinophyceae, Prorocentrales, Prorocentraceae.